AUUUUUGACAAAGCUACCUCCCUCCCCACGGAGAUACACUAAACACCAUCGGUUCCCUCAGAAAAGACACACACUAAUUGUCCAAUUCAAAGAAGAAAAGCGAACAAGGGGGACUUAAAACUGUCAAAAUAUUUAAAACGAAUAUAUACUGACUCGUUGGUAUUUUUCGUGAGAAACACAGGAGAGAUUUGCCUCGUGAAAAGGUUCCUUUUUGACAGAGCUGUUGCAGCUAUAGGUGCUCGAGACGAGAGUGAGGUGAAACGAAAGUUGGGAGCAAACACGAAUCUUUCCAAAAGGGAAGCGGUGAGAUACUGAGAAUCUACCUUACUGGACACUUCGCCUCUCCACUCACUCCAUUUCCUCGCCUUCAAGUCACAAACACGUCGGCUGAGAUGCGGCUGCCAGUUACCUGGAGUUAAAUGCUAACGUUAGUCCAUGAGAGGAGAGUGCGAGUUUGGCCAAGGACUAGGAGAAAGAAGAGGGUUAUUUCCUGAAACGGAGGGACCGAGGGACAGAGCAGGGAGAGGACAUGUCUCUUUGGGUCAUACUACCUGUUAGUCUGCCUUCAUUGACCAUCACUGGAAUAUGGGUUGUGUACGUCAUGGCCCUGUACAACCAGCACGUCUGCCCUGUGGAUAACUGGUUAUAUAACCAGUCGUGUGACAAGGAGCUGUACCUACAGAGUGGACCAACGUUGUGCUGUACUCUAGACAAUGUUCCACUCAUCAGUAAAUGUGGGACUCUUCCUCCAGAAAGCUGCUUCUUCAGCCUCAUCUGCAGCGCUGGAUCCUUCAUGGUGAUGGUGAUAGUAUUCCUACGUUAUGCCCAUGUGAUAGAGAAGUAUCAGAACUGUGUGUUGAACACAGCAGGCCUAUCCACCGGCUGGAUCUGUGCUGCAGGACUCAUCAUGAUUGGCAACUUCCAGGUGGACAAUGCUAAGAUUCUCCACUAUGUGGGGGCAGGGGUAGCGUUCCCCACCAGUAUGCUGUUUGUGUGUCUUCAGUCGGCUCUAACCUACAGGCUGGCCAAGACUCAGGGAGAAUACAGCGUGGCUCACCUACGACUGGGCAUGACACUACUGGCCUUCAUCACCCUGGUGCUUACUGGCGUGUUCUUUAUCCAGGAGAGCUUCGUCCUGCAGCAUGCAUCGGCCAUCUUUGAGUGGGUAUUCUGCAUCAUCAUCAUGCUCUUCUACGGAACCUUUGCCUUCGAGUUCACCGGUGUCACAGGAGAUACUGUGAUGGUGCUAGCCAGAGGGGGAUCCCUGGGGCCCAACAGGAGAGGCCACAAAGUGGAGUCCUUAGGAGGUCCCAUUCCACCCCCCCCUGAGACCAUGUCAAUGCUGUAGUCCCUGGGAGAGAAGCCAGAGAGCUGGCCUGUACCAUUAUCAAUCUGGGGGAGGUGGAGGGACUUUUGAGUAUCCAUUGCCAAAACACCACCAUUGCAGGGUGAAGUGGACUAUGCCAAUGCCACAUAAGCCCAGGGGAGAGGAGUAGACACUGGAUGAGAUGGGGGUUUGUACUGUUCCCCUGUCCCAGCCUCCAAAGACCAUGCUUGUGUUUGCACGUCACUGAAGGAACCAAAUCCUCUUUUCCUUUUCUUUCAUCCCCCCUUUUUCCAGCCAAAGGAGGAGUGGUGCUUUACAGGAAGUGUUCCCUGCUGCUGUCUGACAUCACUGUCGUCUGGACACAGGUUAAGAGAGGAGGGCAGGCCACCAGACGGCCAGAGAGCGUGAGAGGCUGUAUCAUGAGAAAGAGAGGCUGAUAGAAAACUAGAGGAAUGCAUUUGAGAAAAGAGAUACUGCCUGUGUGGGAGAGCUAGGCCUGUGUAAUGUUAAAUUUGCACAUGAAAUCUCUUUAUUUUCAGAGACCAUUUAGUGAGCAGACAUGACUGUUUCUCCCAGUGCUAGAGUCCAAACAAGGCAAAAAGCCUCCUUCAUUUGUUCUUUAAAACGCACAAUAACAAUACCAUGACACCCGGGUCUCACAUAGGUCCCAAUAUGCCAAAUGGAAUAUUCUGAAUAUUUAAAAUGGUUCAGUUGACUCUCCUCAAAUGUAGUGAAAGACUAGCUAAAACGAAUGUGUUCAUGACAUGGAUGCUUCUCUGAUUAACAGUAUCUUGGUCAUUGAAACCCGGGUUUAAACCUGGGAAUAUCUGGCUGCCAGAAUUACUUUAUUUUUUCUACUGAAGCUAUGUAAACAUGCCUUAUAAAGCUGGACAUUGUAAUGCAGACUGUACAAAUCUGUUUUUUUCCCUCAUGAUUAUUAGAUGAACUUGAGUAUAUGGAAAGCCAAACCUCCAAUAGUAUUUUAUAAAUGUUGACUGUAAAGUUCAACCUAAACUUAUGGGUGUUGGGAGUGGAGAAGAGGACUGGAAGAAUCCAACUGUAAACCAGCUAAUACAAGCCAGAGCUGUGCCUGGGCUGAUCGAGUUAAAUCACAGAAAUAUGAAAAAGUCUGAAAAAUGGAGAAUCUAUUUAUAAUCAAAGAAACAAUAAGUGGACACACCUUCUCUAUUUCAGAGCUCCCCUUUUUCUAUUUGUCAGCCUGACAACGUGUUACUGUCCCUGAUGGCUUGUUACCAUCUCAGUCAACUUGUCAGUUGUUUUGCAAGGGUACACUGUAUUGUUGAACGCUGAAACUACAGAACAUUCCUACACCCGGGUUAUCUUCUUAGCUUUCUGUUCCUUUAGCGUAUCCUGGCAUAGGGCCAAAAGGGAAUGGGAUGGAGCUUCUACUUGCUGCUGUUCUUCCAUAGAAUGUAGAGAGACAAACCAUCCGUAUCCAUAGAAUGUAGAGAGACAAACCAUCCGUAUCCAUAGAAUGUAGAGAGACAAACCAUCCGUAUCCAUAGAAUGUAGAGAGACAAACUAUACGUAUCCAUAGAAUGUAGAGAGACAAACCAUACAUAUCCAUUCUCCUGCCUGGAACUACACUGCCAAACUAUCCUCCUGCCUUUCAGAGCUUGUGCUAAGAGAUCUUAUUAUGCAAAUCGGUCUCCACUGUUUUAAUGCUGCCACAUUAGCAAUGAUAAUGAAUAAUAAAUUGGUGCUUAUAUUUGUCCUAUUUGAAUUAGAUUUUUUUUGUUUGUUGCAUAUCUCAACUCCGGCUGAGAGACCUGUGGAGAGUGGGGUCACAGACAGGUUCAGCCAUUAUCAACAGCGAAGCAAUUAGGGUUAAGUGCCUUGCUCAAAGGCAAAUCAUAAGAUUUUUUCACCAUGUUGUCUCGGGAUUUGAACUAGCAACCUUUCGGUUAAUGGCCCAAUGCUCUAAGCGCAGGCUAGCAGAACGAUAUGUAGAGUCUAUAGUUUUACAUUCAUCACAACAGCUUGAAAGUGAUUCUGAGAGAGUUUGUCACUUACUGAUGAAGUUAAUCUAAUAGUAAACGUUUGGAGAGGGGAAAAAGUGGUCCAUUAGCCCCUUUUUAGUGUAGACAGAUUACUGCUCAGAGCUCUUUUGCAUUUACGUCAUUUAGAAGACGCUCUUAUCCAGAGCGACUUACAGUAGUGUGUGCAUACAUUUUCAUUUGUACUGGUACCCCGUGGGAAUCGAACCAACAACCCUGGCGUUGCAAGUACCAUGCUCUACCAACUGAGCCACACGGGACCACCAUGCUCUUCUAUUGCUAUCAACUGGUUCAAUGUGGCCUUAUCAACUGUUGGAUGAGUAUAAGGCCUGUGUAUUCUGACUGAAUGCUGUGCCAACCAAUCCUCAACAUGAAGUUCAUCAUCCAUCUGUAUUAGUGCCAGAAAAUGAAUUGAAUUCUGAUUAAUUGAAUCUCAGUUUAAGUGGCCUUUAAAUGCUAUUUUCUUGAAACUGUCUUAAUAAAUCUCACUGACCCAGUAUUGACUCACUCUGCCAAAUGUUAUCAAAUCAUAUGAGAGAGCUUCAAGAAGUAGGAGGACGUUUUCACCUAGAUACUUAUCCAGGAUCAGUUUAGCAUAUUUCCUCAUUAAUGGUUAGGAUUGGGCCAGGUUUAAUGUCUACGCUGAGCAUCGUGGUCAUUAGUCACCAAAUGAAAAUAAACUGGCUGAAACAGGGAGGAACUAACUGGACUACCUGUCAAAUGAAAAAUUCUAAUUUCCACGGUCAAUUUCGGAACAUUAUAUAACAUUUUCUGUUACAUGUCUUAAGGAAUAUGACCCUUGUCAAUGUUCUGUUUCUCUGUUUACUGAUCUACCUUCAAACUUUUACCUCUCAGGAAUCUGUUACAUCACCAGCUGGCUGCAAUCAGUGAUUCUAAACAAAACUUCACUUUUUCAAGUAUAUUGUGUUUUUUUGUAUAUUCGAUUGUGUUUUAGGGAACUUGUUUUGACCAGUGGGUUGAUUUUACAGUUUAGUUUGGUUGCGUUUUAUUUGUACAUCCAAAGGGUCUCUCGAAGGCUCUAAGUUUGCACACGUGUACUCUCACAGAGUAGAGAACAUUCCUCUAUCUAGCUGUUGUCCUCAUUGGUAUGUUCAUUGUCUUACCUACCUACAGAUAUCCAAAUCAAAAUAGUGCCAUAUUCUACUGAAAUGUAGAGAACAUUCCUCUAUCUAGCUGUUGUCCUCAUUGGUAUGUUCAUUGUCUUACCUACCUACAGAUAUCCAAAUCAAAAUAGUGCCAUAUUCUACUGAAAUGUAGAGAACAUGUAUGUGCCUUUUUAUUUUGACGAAACCAAAGAAAGAUGUUCCAGGUUAAGUGUUUAUGAGAGAAGGAAGAUGUAUAUUUGCCUUAAAUGGUUCUACAAUAAAACUGUAAAAGUA
Messenger RNA from Oncorhynchus nerka (sockeye salmon), 4745 nucleotides. Its product is annotated as transmembrane protein 150A-like. The coding region runs from base 530 to 1348 and encodes 272 amino acids. The record is from RefSeq and is a predicted model, not a curated record. NCBI's taxonomy places the organism in Eukaryota, Metazoa, Chordata, Actinopteri, Salmoniformes, Salmonidae. The transcript has 8 exons.